Molecule: messenger RNA, 1753 nt
Organism: Trichoplusia ni (cabbage looper)
Lineage: Eukaryota; Metazoa; Arthropoda; Insecta; Lepidoptera; Noctuidae
Product: inhibitor of growth protein 2
Exons: 5
Coding region: 251-1135 (294 amino acids)
Biological process (GO): positive regulation of DNA-templated transcription
Cellular component (GO): nucleus
Source: RefSeq, a predicted model, not a curated record
CGCACUCACAGGUCGACUUCUUUCCGGAAAACGUUUAAAUUUAGGGGCAUCGAUAACACAAGGAUCGCAAAAUACCGGGCAGAGAUCCUGGGUACAUGAAGCUCCAUCACAGAGGCCGGCGAACGUCCCUGGAAACUUUUGCGCUUCUGAAGGAAGUUGGAAUGGCUUGGCUGAUGGCCUCCCAAAGCCACCCUACGCACCAAGCCUACUGAAUAAGGGGCCCAUCCCCAGUAACCAGAAGCACUGGAUCAUGGUACAACUCGCGCUUAAAUUUCACUUCAGCAUGCUUCAUGUUGAGUGUCUUCGCGAGGCGGAGAAGCAUUUGGCGGUAUGUAUAGGUGCGAACACAGAAGAGCGUCGCCGCAGUCGAGCGGCACUGCGGCUGCAGACGGUGCUGGUGGCCGCCCAGGAGAUAGGAGACGAAAAACUGCAAGUUGUUCAGAUUCUGCAAGACCUCAUUGACAACAAACAAAGAUCGCUGGAUGCUGAUCACAAAAAACUGAUAUCGUGUCUUGAUGUUAAUACAAAUGGCACAACAAAAGAAGAGCCUGCCCCAGCACCAGAGACACUGCGGAGUGUGGAGAAGGAACCGGCCGUCCCCGUAGCAACACCACAACAUGUGCCGCCCCCACCACCACCAGAACGCACCAAUGAGAAGGAGAAAGAAAAAGUGGAUAGAGACAAGUCUGGAGGUGAGAGAUGGUCAAAACGCGCUCGUCGAUCGCGCACAACAGCGGGAGCCGCUACCGACGGAGCUGACUCUAGCGAGCGAGAUAGCGAGAGGCACACGCAUAAUACCACUCACAAGAAAGGUAUAGGCAAAAAGAAAAAGCGCAAAGCGCGCCAGGCAGCCCAGCGAUCAGAGACGCCGCCGGAAGAGACAGACGCCAUCGACCCGGACGAGCCGCGGUACUGCCUCUGCGACCAGAUCUCCUUCGGCGAGAUGAUCCUCUGCGACAACGACCUCUGCCCCAUCGAGUGGUUCCACUUCUCCUGCGUGUCACUUACCACCAAGCCCAAGGGCAAGUGGUUCUGUCCCAAGUGCCGCGGCGACCGGCCCAACGUCAUGAAACCCAAGGGACAGUUCCUUAAAGAAUUAGAACGGUAUAACAGGGAGAAAGAAGAGAAGGCAUAGUUAAUAGGCGCCGUAGAUAUAAGGUUCGAGUGGAUUCGAAAUUAGUGAAUACAACCGCAAUAUACGAUGGUGCUUGUGGUAGAUCUAUUGUGAUUUUAUCUAUAACCAUCAUUUUGAGAUGGUUAUGUGUGCUCAGACAGAGACAUAUAAUUUUUAGCUAAUUAUAAAUUUUAUCUCAAAUGAAACAGAUCAAAAAGUAUUCACUCGUUUCCAGUCCAUGUACAGGCAUCUCGCCUGGAACACUUUCAAGUAUUGAAAUGUGAUUUAAAUUUUAUGAAUUAUCAGUUUGUUCUGCUGUGACGUGUGGUUGUAACAGAGUGUUACACGUUAUUGUUUGAGAUAUGAUUAGUUGAAUCUCCACAUCACAGGAUAUGCAUAGAAGUCAUCGAAUCUAUUUGUUGUUAAUUUACUAUCCGCGAUUUGACAUGAUGUUGUAAAUAUAGUUAUGUGACGGUCAAACACGGAACCCCUAAGUACAGUACAGCAUAACUUAAGUUACGCGUUACGGCAUCUAUUAUACAGAAAACAAUGUUCUUUAUGAUAGGUUGUUGUGAACAGAUUUAAUUUCUUACAUUAAAUAAGUUAUAUUGAAUAUAAGGAUUAAUAAAUAAUAAAUAA